This is a messenger RNA of Naumovozyma castellii, 2580 nucleotides long. It is a transcript of the gene BUD27, whose product is annotated as prefoldin-like protein. Lineage: Eukaryota; Fungi; Ascomycota; Saccharomycetes; Saccharomycetales; Saccharomycetaceae. The transcript has a single exon. Bases 1 to 2580 code for a protein of 859 amino acids. The record is from RefSeq and is a predicted model, not a curated record.
AUGGAUGCUCAGGUGAAGACUUUAUUGCUAACUUUGAGAAAGACAAUAUCAAAUUUGCAGAAUAAACAUGAUUUCUUAAAAGAUCAGAGGGAACAAUACAUUCAAAUAAGAGAAAAGUUACUCUCUUUGGACCAAGAUAAUGAAGAUACAGAUGCCGAAUCUGAUAAGGACAAUGGACUAAUAUUCGGUGAUGUUAUUAUCUCAUCGAGAAAAGUUUACUUAAACAUUGGCUAUGAAUACUACGUUGAGAAAAGUAAAACAGAAGCCUUAGAAUUCGUGGAAGAUAAAUUGAAUUUAAUGGAGGAAGCCAUAACUCAGUUUGACUCAAAAAUUGAAGAGGCCAAGGGAACAUUAUACAAUUUUGAGACCUUGUCCAAUCUAGACAAGGAAACUGCAACACAUGCUCCAGAGGGAAAUGAACAAGAAAUUACGGAUGAUAGUCUACCAUCCAUGGAAAUCAGAGAAGAGCUAGAUGAAGAAGGAAAUAUAAUUAAUAGUACUGUGAGGCCGACUGCAAAUGGAAAUACCGUCAAGGAUAUUGAAACCAACCUACUCCAUGAAACCGAUGAUAAAAGAAUACCAAAAGAUAAUCAGAUAGAUAAUAAACCUGAACCUCAACAUCAAAAAGUAAACGAUACCACAUUUGCAGAAAAUUUAAGGGGAAAACUAUUGUCAAACUCACCUAUUGAAGAGAGGAUAAAUAGCGAAACGGUUCGAACGGGAAACCCUGAACAUACAGCGAUUGAUACUGAUACUAUGUAUACCUUUGCUGAUCUUGUGCAGCAGUUAGAUGAACAAGAUGAAAGAGAAGAUGGUGAUAUAAAUUCUGAUGAAAUUGAGUAUGACUAUGAUGCAUUUGAGAAUGAUGAGAAAGAAGAGGACGAAGAUGAAGAAAAUAAUAUACCUUUAGUACCUGGAAUUGCUGCACAAAAUUCGUUUUUGGAUCAAAUUCGUAAAUUACGUGCUUCUAAGUUGCAACAAAUAGAACCUGAGAAGAAGAUAGAAGAAGAUAUUGAUGAAGAAAAACAGAGUGAAAUCACUGAAGCUAAAAGCAAAUCCAUUUUAAAAUCUACAGUCAAGGAAGACGAUAUAUCGAAGUCAAAGAAAAGAGUUGGCUUUGCAUCUGAAUUGGAAGUUCACGAGGUUGAAAGUUUCAAAGAAGAAACGAAAAAGCAGACUCAUAAUUUCCCUCGUCCUGGAUUGAGUAUGUUUGAUGGUAUGGGUGGAUUUACUGAAAAUGCUGACACUACCGAUGAUUUUGAUAGUGAUUUGUUUGCUCAAAUGUUAGGUGUCCAAGGACCAGAUGAAAUGCACGAGAAUUACAAAGAACGUUUGGAACAAGAGCAACAACAAUAUGAGAUGCACGAAAAUAAUGAAAGACGAAAGAAUCGUGUAUCUCGGUUUAAAUUAGAUAGAGGAAGUAGGAACAAGAGUUCAGAGCGAGAUGAUAGAGCAAGUUCGACGUCCGCUGCAGUAAAUGAUAUUAUCGAAAACAAACCUGUUGAUACUUUAAUCAUGGAAGACAUACUGGAGAAACCUGCAACUAUAGCUGAAUCGGUACCUGUCGUUCAAGAUAUUAUAGAGAAAGAGGUGGAAGCCACCCCAUUUGAUGAGAGUAAUAGUGACAGUUAUCAUCAACCAAAAAAAGAAAAGAAAGUAAGCAAAUUUUCUCAACAAAGGAGGGAAUCUGCUUCAUCUAAUGGUGGAGAUAAAGAGAAAACCUCGCAUGCAAACACAAUCGGAGUUUCAGAACAACAACCUCAGAAGAAAAAGAUAUUCAGUAAAAAGAUGAAUUCUUUACAGAAACCUAAGGUUAAGAAAAAUUGUACUCAUUCAUCAAAAAUGAGUGCUGAAACACAGGCACUCAUGGAAAAAAGCGAUGAGGAUGAAGAUAAUAAAGAGGAAAGUAUUGCGCCAAAGGAUGAAAAUUCCACUCCUAAAAUCACUGAAGUAUCGAGAUCUUCUCUUACUAACGGAGAAAAUGAGGAUAUAUUUCCAGGAGAGAUUAAAGAAGCUAUUGAUUCAUUUGGGAAAGACCUAGAAGAAAAUGUUAAAAUUGCCAAUAUUGAUUAUGCCACUCUUGGUGAAAAUAUGGACGAUAUGGUCAAGGCAUACUCCCUAGGAUUAUAUGACGAUGACUUAGUAGAAGAGGACCCAGGGACCAUUGUCGAACACUUAGAAGAUUUUAAGAAAUACAAUGAUGAAGUGGAAGAAUUGAAAGAUAUCAUUGAAGACUUUAAAUUGUCAAACCCUGUUAAGUAUGAAAAAGAGCAAAAUGAGGAGAAAUUGCCUGAAACUGAUGAUAAUGCCAUGAUGACAGAUAUUAUUGAGCAUGAUGUUCCCGAGAAUUACAGCUCCGAAGAGGAAAUGGAUUUAGGAUUGCAACAAGAUAAACUUCAAGAAUCGAUUAAUAUCGAAUAUCAUCGCCUAAAGGAACAUAUGGUUGCUAAAUACUCGACUGCUAAUAAUGGAACAGAGACUGAGAGAGGGGAAGCGUUAGAGCCAAUUGAUGAAUUUGGUAACCUUGUGACAACAAGCAGAUUCAAGUCUCAACGUAUUUUGUUCAGUGAUAAGCGAUAG